AAAUUAAUUUGGGCGAAGCCCGUAAGAAAUUGGAUAAGCUAGAAUUCUGAAAUUCUUCUUUCUUCUACUCUGCGGAGGUGGACUCUGGAGCAAUACAAAAUUGUUCAUCAGAAAACCAUUUCCAGUAGCCGCCAUGACCACAGAUAUCGCAAUCAACCCGGAACCAGUUCAAUCAUUCUUCUCCAAGCUCGAGGCUCGUAAGGCCCUAUUCUCUACCAUCACAGACACCCACAAAACCCUAACAUCCCACUUCUCCGCGAUCGACCUAGCUCUCUCUCAGAAAUCCGAAACCCUCGAUUCUCGGAUCACAUCCUUGCGAAAUGAUACUUUGAAUUCCCUCCGAGAUUUGCAGAACCGAGAGGACGGAAUCCCGGAGCGAGAAAUAUGCAUGGCCGCCCGGGUUCAGGAGCUCAAGGCAUCGGCUGUCGCGGAGAUCGAGAGCCCGGAGACGGCCCAGAAGUUGAAGGAGAAGAAGGUCUCGGAUAUGCUUAGAUUUUACUGCAGAAUAAUGGACGCCAACGGGCUCAUGAAGUUUCUUUUCCAGCACCGGAGGGAUACUGCUGCUUUGCGAGCUGAGGUUUCUGAUGCUCUACAAGAAUCAGUCGACCCCAUGAGACUGGUUUUGGAUGCUGCGGAGGACUAUGUGGGAAUGAAAGUAGAGGGGAAGGUUGGCAUGGCAGAUAGGAGGCGAGCAUGUUCGAUGCUGAUUCAGUCUGUUAUGCCACUAAAGGAAGAGUGCGGUGUUGUGUCAAGGACCUUAAAGGAAAGGGCUGUAUGUGCUCUAGAGAAGUGGAAAGAUGUUCUUGGGGAUGGUGACAGGAACAGCGGGACCCGGCCAAACGAAGCGUCAAUGUUUUUACAGAUUGUUGUUGGGUUUGGGUUAAAGCAGGAGUUUCAGGAGGAUUUCUUAAGAAAACUGGUUGAGAAAUUUUCCUCCAGGAGGGACAUGCCAAAACUUGCUAUAGCUUUAGGCUUUGGGAAAAAAAUACCAGAUAUUAUUGAUCAGCUGGUGAAGAAUGGGAAGGAGGUUGAGGCAGUAUAUUUUGCUUCUGAGGCGGGAUUAACCAAACAGUAUCCUCCGCUUCCACUCCUGAAGGCGUCACUAAGGAACUGCAAAAGAAAUGCUAGAGAGGUUUCAAAGAAGGGAAACUUUAGUGCUGCUGCUGUGGAAAAGGCCAACAGUUUAGAGUUGGACGCCACCAAGGCGAUCAUGCAGUGUGUGGAAGAUCUCAGGCUUGAACCCGAAUUACCCAUAGAUGGGCUUAAAAAACGAGUAGAGCAGCUAGAGAAUGCCAGGCUUGAGAAGAGAAAGAGCGCAUUGCCUCCAAGCAAGCCUUCAAGAAAGCGUGACCGGGAUCGCGAUCGCGACCGUGCUCGUGCACGUGCCCAUGGCACUACCCUGUCUUCCUCCCGCCCACCUAAAGCUGCAAGGUUUUCUACUCCUUCAGGUUCCACCUAUCCUCUUAGAAGUACUCACCGAACACAUUUAGCUCCACCCCCCGCAGUGGCCCGAUACCCCGUUGGGUCGUAUAGUUACCCGCCAAAUCACGGGGGCGUAUAUGAUGGGCAUGUCCCGCCAUCAUACAUGCCUCUUUAUAACGACACCCAUCCACAAAGCCCCGUUUCGUACCCGAAACAGUAUGGAUACCCUACCACAGAUGUCACAUCUGUACAGGGUGGUGGUGUUGGUGGUUCCGGACAUUACGGAGUUCAGGGAAGCUAUGCAGAGAGUCCAGUUGCGGCCACACAACAAUAUGGGUACGCUCCUCCACCAGAGGUCGCGGGAGGUGUUGCACUACGGGGUGACGUUACUGCACACUAUAUCAGAACAGCGGCCACGGGAGGAACCUACGGGGGAAGUACAGCCCCGCCGGCUUCUCAACAUUAUGGAUAUUCUCCCCCGCGGGUAGUACAAGAUGGGACAACAGCUACAUAUGAAGCACCAGGGGCCCCACAUGGUCUGCCAAGUGAGUAUGCUGCUGCUGCAUAUGAUUAUGGGGCCGCAGCCGCGGCUUCUAUGACUGCGUACCCAACAAACUCUUACCAAAACCAACAGCAGCAAUUCUAAAGAGGCAUGAGGAGGAACCUAUAGCUGUCCACAUUUUGAUGUGCUUAUUCUGCUGUUACAUGAAUACAUGCCGUGAAACCUAAUAUCUAUUGGUAAUUCAUGAGUUCAUAUGACAAUUAUUGCUAUCAAAUGAUUCUUUCUUUGGUAAUAUAAUCCAACUCUGAUUGCCCGGAUAUGGUGCCCG
This is a messenger RNA of Cuscuta epithymum, 2252 nucleotides long. Lineage: Eukaryota; Viridiplantae; Streptophyta; Magnoliopsida; Solanales; Convolvulaceae. The record is from the annotation of a GenBank genome assembly.